Messenger RNA from Durusdinium trenchii, 1006 nucleotides. NCBI's taxonomy places the organism in Eukaryota, Dinophyceae, Suessiales, Symbiodiniaceae. The record is from the annotation of a GenBank genome assembly.
UUGGCUUUAGCGUCUUCACGUCGCGUCUCCCGCGGCGGUCCGGGAGAGACCGGAGCUGCCGAUUUCGCGGUGGGGGCUGAUGCAGCUCAAGGAGCUCUUCUAUGUGGCCAACAUCAUAGAUUAUGGACGAAUCCUGGCGUUGUACUGGGCGGUUCGAUCUCCAGAUGGUCAAACCUUCGCCAUGUACUACUCCGUCAGCUAUCUCUUGGACUGCGUCGAUGGCUAUGCGGCCCGAGCACUGAACCAGGAGUCCAGGCUCGGCUACUAUUUAGAUAUGGUCAUCGAUCGAGUGUCCAGCUGCUUAUGUCUUCAUUUUGCCGCGCGAUCUGUGCUAGAUGGGAAUACAUGUUUCACCGGGACCACCGCAGAGAUCGUGGCCUUCGUGUUGCGGGCCCUCAUCCUUCUGGUGGAGCUCAUCGCGCACAGUUCGGUGAUGUUCCUCUCAGAAGUGUUGGGGGUGCAUCAGAAGCAGAUGGGAUAUGACUACGCCAUCGUGCGGAAGUAUCUCAGUGAUAAGAAAUACCUCUUCUGGUCUUGCCUCAGCUUCGAGCUCUUUGGCCUUAGCCUCAUCGUCGACAGCGGGCCCAUUGCUGUGCUGGUGAUGCUGCUGAGCUUGCCGGGCUUCGUCUUCCGCGCGGCGGCCAACAUUUGUCGGCUGAUCGCCAUUGUCACCAAGAAGGAGCUCACGAAGUGGACCAGCAAAGAGGAAGCUCAGAACAUCGCUGGUAGAGAGAAGGUGCGCCGUGGCUCCUCGGACCGACUGGGGAUCCACCGGGCGGCCUCGCCGCCGAGCGCGCAGUUCCGGCGGCAGCGCAGCUCCAGUUCGCAGCAGAGCCGGAGCGAUUCCCAGUGAGCGCCGACCUCGAAGUCUGGACGGAAAAAAAGGGGGGCGAGUCGCGCGUCGCGGGCGUUUGGUGGACAGGGAUCCUCCAUGGUGACUUGGCCUUCGUGUGUUCAGGCCGUCGGAGGCAGUGGAUCCUGAAGGUCGAGCCGUGGAGCGCGCGCC